Gloeophyllum trabeum ATCC 11539 is the source of this 604-nucleotide messenger RNA. RefSeq lists its product as uncharacterized. Gene Ontology annotation, cellular component: cytoplasm; nucleus; post-mRNA release spliceosomal complex. Lineage: Eukaryota; Fungi; Basidiomycota; Agaricomycetes; Gloeophyllales; Gloeophyllaceae. Gene Ontology annotation, molecular function: mRNA binding. The record is from RefSeq and is a predicted model, not a curated record. Gene Ontology annotation, biological process: regulation of mRNA stability involved in response to oxidative stress. The annotation marks the transcript as partial. The transcript is spliced from 2 exons.
CGCCCCGUCCAUCGACGAUUAUGCGUUCUUGGAACGCCCCUCGAGCAGCGGCGGAGGUACGCGGAGUCUCUUUGUCGGAAACGUACGUGGUUGCAGAGUCUAGUUCCUUUCCUUCUUCUGACCCCUCGCAGCUUCCCUUCCACUGCCAAUGGCAAGACCUGAAAGACCUCUUUCGCCAAGCCGGCACUAUUCUGCGAGCCGACGUCGCUCUCGGACCUGACGGCCGAUCGAGAGGCUUCGGGACGGUCAGCUUUGCUACAGAGGCAGAUGCUGAGCGCGCCGUGAACAUGUUCAACGGAUACGAAUACAACGGGCGGCAAUUAAAGGUCCACUACGACCGAUACUCGCAAUCGGCUGCAUCAGCGCAACCGCUUGUUCCGACGUCGCCUCUGCCUUUCUUGCACCAACCAUCGUCCUCCCUCCCUCAUUCUCCCCUCCCUCACUCGCAAGUGCACUCCCCCUUGUCGCUCCCGCACUCCCCGCACCCUCCAUCCCUUUCGCAACAUCCCUCGUUCCAGCACCUGGCCAGCGGACACUUCCCGUCCCCACUCCAUCGGCAGAUAUCCGAGCAGGAGCUAGGCGCAGCGCUGGACUUGCGCUCGGG